UUUCAUUUGAGAAAAGAAACACAGGCGUUAACUGUGUGUAUUUACUAAAAGAUAAUACUUGGAUUUUCAUCCAAAUAUUCCAAGUUUAUUUCAAAAUUAAGCGUCGACCGAGAAAGCCCGAAACGAGAUAAUACACUAAUUAGUUCGCAAUUCAAUUGAAUUCACGAUGGCUUGUCGCUGCAAGUACUUUAUCAAAAUACUGAACAAAUGCUGCUUCUGCUUCUCGCUGCGCACAGGCACGCUGCUAUUGGGCUGCAUAUUCCUGACCUGGUUCGUCUACCUGUGCCUGGGCAGUGCCUUCAUGAUGGAGUGCAUCUUCCCCAACGAAUACCAGCGGGAGACAGUAGGUCCCCCGGCAGCGCCAAAGACUACCAUGGUCUUUUCGUUCUUCGGUAUCAUUGCAUCCGCAAUGGUCUGCAUGGGUGUGCACAAUAAUAAUGAGCUGCUAUUCGUACCGUUUUUGGUGCUAACUCCGAUCUAUAUUUUUGUCCACGUACUGGCCAUGAUCAUCUACAACUUUGUCUGGGUCAUUAUUGCCCUCUUUAUUAUCACAAUAUUUGUAUUAAUCUACGCAUGGAUUAUAAUCUAUUCGUACUUCUCGGAACUGCGCUAUGCCUACGAUGAUGAGCUACCCCAUACGUAUAUCUGAAAAUUCAAUAACUAAAUUCUUCCGUCGGUGCGGCUUUCCUUUCUGGUAUGGUUUUGAUGUAAUACAAAUUAAGCGUGUGAACCUACAGACAGUUAACUAUCAGAAGUAAAACAGAUAGAUA
Molecule: messenger RNA, 770 nt
Organism: Drosophila arizonae
Lineage: Eukaryota; Metazoa; Arthropoda; Insecta; Diptera; Drosophilidae
Source: RefSeq, a predicted model, not a curated record